This is a messenger RNA of Penicillium robsamsonii, 762 nucleotides long. RefSeq names its product SDR family oxidoreductase. The transcript has 4 exons. NCBI's taxonomy places the organism in Eukaryota, Fungi, Ascomycota, Eurotiomycetes, Eurotiales, Aspergillaceae. The record is from RefSeq and is a predicted model, not a curated record. The coding region runs from base 1 to 762 and encodes 253 amino acids.
AUGGCGUCGUAUCUAGUGACUGGCUCUUCUCGAGGGCUCGGAUUAGCGCUGAUCGCCCGUCUAGCGACAUUGCCCAAAACUCAGGUGGGGACCAUCAUCGCCACCGCGCGCAAGGACAAUUCCGCUCAGUUGAAGGAGAUUGCAAGUGCCUCGUCAGGGCGAGUUCAGAUAGUCAAACUAGAUGUCAUUGAUGAAACUAGUGUGAAAGAGGCUGUGGCGGCUGUAGAGCGCCAGCUGCAAGGGAAAGGACUUGACUACUUGGUGAACAACGCGGGAGUGAGCGACUGGUCCCCAACAGGACUGGAAGGAAUGGAUAAUCUAAAUGAGACAUUCAAUGUCAAUGUCACUGCAGCACAUCUUGUAUCGCGCGCUUUCCUACCUCUCAUGCGCAAAGGCGAGAAGAAAACAGUAAUCAACAUAUCGACCACUUUAGGCUCCAUAGCUAUGGCCGGUGCGUUUCAACACCUGAAAACACCGGCAUACAAGAUCUCAAAGGCCGCAUUAAACAUGCUCACCGUUCAAUAUGCCCAGCAAUAUGCGGAUGAUGGCUUCACCUUUCUUGCGAUCAGCCCUGGCUGGCUUCGCACUGAUCUUGGUAGCGAUCGAGCAGACCUUCCGGUUGAGACAGGUGCCGAGAAGGUCCUAGAUAUCAUACAAAAGGCAACACCAGAUCAGAAUGGAAAAUUUGUGAACAUACAUAUCUCUGGAUCGGAGACUCAAGCCGGUGCAAAUUACUACGAUGGCAAAGAGAUCCCUUGGUGA